Messenger RNA from Leishmania mexicana MHOM/GT/2001/U1103, 1200 nucleotides. RefSeq lists its product as hypothetical. Bases 1 to 1200 code for a protein of 399 amino acids. Lineage: Eukaryota; Euglenozoa; Kinetoplastea; Trypanosomatida; Trypanosomatidae. The record is from RefSeq and is a predicted model, not a curated record. The transcript has a single exon.
AUGAAGCGCUCCAUACGUACACUCGAACAGCUGCAAGUACGCUUGACAAGUGACGCGGAGGCCACCGGCGGCAGCGGCGGCAGCAGCAGCACUAGGGCCACCGCUGCGCAGCUCCGUGCCGCCGAGGCAGCCAAGCAGAAGCGGUUGGCAGCGAUGACCCCAUACAAGCAGGCCGAAUACCGCUGCGUCGAAUGCGUUGCCGAGCUGCGGCAGGCGUUGCACGAUGUUGAGGAGUUUGAGGCUGCGCUGGGGCGUCGAACCAGCGCCGGUGUCGGCCGAUCGAGAGAAGAGGAAGAUGCAGGAGACACCGUGGACGCGGACGAUGCCGAGAGCGCGAGGCUGCUUCGCCGGCGUGACGGGCGUCAAGGGCUGUCGAGCUCCACCGAAACCGCUCUGCUAGAGCAGGAGCUUGCUCGUAGCCGGCAGGAGGCAAGGCGUGCGCAUCAGCGCCUUCAGCAGCUGCAGCGUGAGGCCGCGCGACUCGCCUCCAGGGCGCCUGCCAAGGCACCCAAUGUGACGUCCUCCGCUGCCGUAGCAUCUGUCGGCGACGCCUCCGCUCCUUCAGCAGCACUGGAGGCGCUUGAGUGGCAACGAGCACUGCAGCACGUCGAGCGGGCAAAGCGGUGGUACUGUGACGUGUUUGGGAUAAGGGUCGUGUCGUCUCUGGACGAUCCGGUGCUGCAGCUGAACAGACCCGCACAGCCGCAGCAGUCGGCCGGCAGCAUGGCGCACUUCGGCAGAGGUGCCAAUGCCGUCCCGUCAUCCGUGACCGCUGCCGCUGGCUGGGCGAGCGCACAGGAAGGCAGCGCGGCGUGCGCAGACGGCGCCGGUGCCGCCGCGUCGACUGUAUCGCCGACGUUGAUGCUCCAAAGUUCCCGCGAGGAUGCGGAGUUUCGCGAGUUCUUUGCCUCGGUGCAGGCCAACGACGGGCUUAUCGACGCGGCCAUGGAUCGCAUCAGCGAGGGCGUUUACCGACUCCUGGAGAACGCGCGUGGCAUGCAGGACGAGUUGGCGGUGCAGGAGGCGCUGCUGCAGCAGACCGAGGUGUCUGUUGAGGCGACCGAGGCUCAGCUCACGCAAAUGAAUCGCCGCCUCCGCCGCGCCAUCCGAGAGAUGGACGAUUCGUCGAUGUGCACAUAUGUCGUGUGUAUGCUCGUGCUGCUACUCGUCCUAGGGCUGCUGUUGCGCGUUGCGAGCUGA